This is a messenger RNA of Suillus subalutaceus, 1302 nucleotides long. RefSeq lists its product as uncharacterized. Lineage: Eukaryota; Fungi; Basidiomycota; Agaricomycetes; Boletales; Suillaceae. The record is from RefSeq and is a predicted model, not a curated record. The transcript has 5 exons. The coding region runs from base 1 to 1302 and encodes 433 amino acids.
AUGCUAACUCAUCGGGAGAUCAAGUUGGCUGCGCAGCAGAGAUACCGGAGUCCAUGGAUACGCCUGAACUACCCCCCUCAGAUCUAUCCUCCCCCUGUUUUCUCGAACAACGGCUACAGCUCUGUACCACCCAUCUAUCCUCCCCCUGUUCCCUCGAACAACGGCUACAGCCCACCCAUCCAUCCUCUCCCUGUUCCAUCAAAUGACAGCUACAGCCCAUCCAUCUAUCCUCCCCCUGUUCCAUCAAACGACGGCUACAGCCCACCCCUCUAUCCUCCCCCUGUUCCCUCGAACGACGGCUACAGCCCACCCAUCUAUCCUCCCCCUGUUUUCUCAAAUGACGGCUACAGCUCUGUACUGCCUAAUUUCCAGGAUAUGGUCCCUUUACCGAGGACAUCUUGUUUCACCGGGGAAGCUCCCCGUGCUGAGUAUACGGACGGUGCUGUCUUUAGAAACAAAACGAUCAGAAUACAAAAAUCAACUACGCGACGGUUCCAACUGCCUCCUGUCAGACCCCCGAGGGAGUCGCUCGAGACAACACCAACUGCUACUGCCUCUCAACCCUCUAUAUCCUCGACUGUUGCUGAAGACCUUGCAGCUACAGGUCGUGAAAGGCACAGCUCAGGUGCCACUGUACCUGUUAUCGACAAAAGGGUUUUGAAAACCGUUGUGAAAGACGCAAAGAACUCUGUUAUCAUGGAAACACUCAACAAAUGUGGUUUCCACGAUUCAUCGAGUCGAUUGACUGUAGUAAGAAAAGCACUCACUGAUGCGUGCGCCUCUAUUAUCUUCGAAACUCGCUCGAUCGAACUCUGGGUUGACAACAAUGUAUCAGAGUUAUACAAGACCAUCAGUACUCCGAUUUCGACAAUACUCAAUCGGUUCAAGCAGUGCGCACAGGAUGUCGUUGAGAUGCUGUACAAGCUGCAGAUAUCCAUUUGGACCAACUUGACUUUCCAGAUCAACCAGAACAAAACAACCGUCGAGUUCCUCGUCGGCAAUGAUAGCAUUAAUUAUAUAUUUGGCGAACCAGUAAGACUAGAAGACGGCCGAGAGUUCCACUUCCCAUUCAAGCAUGAUGGAGUUAUGCAGAUUGCAGAGCACGCUGUGUUUCGUGAUGGCUAUGACAAGUUCAUCGAGUCAGAUGAAAGUCUUGACAAUAUCAUGGCGAUCUCCGCAACAGCUGCGUGUUGCAGCUUGCAGGAGUUCUCGACCGGUAAAUUCAAGCAAAUUGAUUUCACUUACAGCGCUUUUAACAAAAUGUAUGAGAAACUCAUGAAGUUUAUUUGUGAAAACCAUUAG